CUAUGCUUACCAUUGUUGAAAAUAAACCAAUCGGUUCAUCAAACCCUAUUAGAUUUGGGUGUUCCUUGCCAAAAACGCACAUUUCCAUUUGCACCAGACCACAUUAUCGAUCCGUCACAAAUUAAAAUUCUAAAAAGCAGAAACCAACGAAAGAUUGAUGACAUAUCACCGAACACUCCAGCUCCUCUCUCACCAUGCAAAGCCUCACUCUCCAUGCAUCCAACAAGUGUCCCCCACUCCCUCCACGUGCCCCCCUCCACAGAUGUCUUUCUGUUCCUUUAAAAUCCAAACCCUCCUCCUUAUCUUCCUCUCAGUCUCUCAUUUCACAUCCUCCACCGAUCAACCAAACCCAGCAAACCCUAGCUCUCUCAAUAUCUCAUACAAUGGCUGAUCAGCACCACUACCGCCAGCAGCAACCACAGCACCAAGGUUACCAAAGUCGCAUCCAGUUCGACAACCCACAACACCAAGGUUACCAAACUCACUACCAGUAUGACCAACAACAACGCUACCCCUUCGAAGUCGGGAAAAGCUUCCGUCCACAAAAUGGCUCCUCAGCUUCAAAUCUUUUGACAAUUGCCACCCUGGUUCCAGUAGGGGGAACUCUGCUCUUGCUUGCAGGGCUCACACUGGCCGGGACCAUCAUUGGGCUGGCAGUGACCACCCCGCUUUUUGUUAUCUUUAGUCCGGUUUUGGUCCCGGCUGUUGUGGUCGUAUUCCUAUCUGUGACGGGGAUAUUGACUUCGGGGGCUUUAGGGGUCACGGCCCUAUCGUCUUUCUCUUGGUUGGCCCAUUACUUGAGCCGGUCUCAUCUGCCCCAGACGAUGGGCCAAAAGUUGCAGGAGACAACGGGAUAUUUGGGCCAGAAGGUGCAGGAGACGACGGGGUACUUGGGCCAGAAGGUGCAAGAGACAGGAGACUUUGUGGGCCAUAAGAUGCAGGAGACUGGAGGUCAGGUGGGCCAGAUGACUCAGGAUGUGGGCGAGACUAUCCGGAACAAAGGCCGAGGAAGUUGAAAUGACCCAGGAAGCCAGGAAGGUGGCAGGGAUCUAAUAAACAGAAACUGGCAGGGCAAAAGAAGGCGGCCGGAGCCGCGACGGUGCUAAUGUUACAGUCAGGACAUGAAGAUGGAGAGUUGAUCAUGCAUAUAUAUUAUGUAUAUGGGUCUCAAUGGCUAGUGUCUCUCUCUCUUUUGUACGUGUUUAUUCUUUGGUGUCUGUGUUUGUAUGUGUAUAUCUUUUUGGUACUUGUGUUACCUGGUACCGGUAUGUACUAACCGUUUGGAGUCGAUAGUUGUGGUUCUAUGGAUUUAUGAUGUAAUAAAUGG
Messenger RNA from Pyrus x bretschneideri (Chinese white pear), 1327 nucleotides. Its product is annotated as oleosin Ara h 10.0101. The record is from RefSeq and is a predicted model, not a curated record. Gene Ontology annotation, cellular component: membrane; monolayer-surrounded lipid storage body. Gene Ontology annotation, biological process: seed oilbody biogenesis; lipid storage; response to freezing. The transcript has a single exon. Bases 195 to 1016 code for a protein of 273 amino acids. NCBI's taxonomy places the organism in Eukaryota, Viridiplantae, Streptophyta, Magnoliopsida, Rosales, Rosaceae.